AUGUCCAGCGAGGAAAUAAAGAGGGCCGAUGACCCGGUUGUGGACGAUAAUGUGGACGGCGAUAAAGCCCCUAGUGAUGAAGAAGAAGGCGAAGACGUCUUUGACUCCUCUGAGGAAGAUGAAGACCUAGACGAAGAUGAGGAAGAAGCUCAAAAAGUGCGUGAAGGCUUCAUUGUCGACGACGAUGAGGAGGGGCGUGCUUCUGCCGGCAGGAAAAGAAGCAAGAAGCAUAAAAGGCGGACAAGAGAGGAUGAAGACGACAGACUUUCAGAGGACGACCUUGACCUGCUUAUGGAAAAUGCCGGCGUUAAAAGGGCGCCCAGCCCUGAUAAGUCCAAAGCCAAGUUCAAGCGGUUGAAGCGUGCUGGAGACGACAGCGAAGAACCCUCUGGCGAUUCCGCUUCCAGAGGAGCUAAGGCCACAUCUCGAUUCGAUGAUUUCUUUUCAGAUGACGAAGAAGAAGUACCCACAAGAGAUGAAGCUACUGGAGCCGGCGAAGGUACCACGGGGGGCAAUAGAAACGCUGAAGUUGGGACCAUUGACGAACUCGACGACUUUAUUGAAGAAGACGAGUUCUCCGACGAAGAUGAAGAAACGAGACAACAGAGAGUCCAAGAGCAUAAGAUGCUACGCGAGCAAAGAAUGAAGCAACCAGUUCAAAUCACUGGUUUGUCAUCCGAGAAAAUAGACGAAAUGUAUGAUAUAUUCGGUGACGGACACGACUACGAUUGGGCUCUGGAAGUCGAGAACGAAGAUGUAGAGGGCGCAGAUGCUGCAGAAUCAGCUGAAAGAACAGAGGAUGGAGAUUUCGACGCUGCGGGGGGCGAAUCCAAAAAGCCCAAAAUCACGCUCCAGGAUAUCUACGAUCUCCAGGAUCUAAAAAAGAACUUACUCACGGAAGAAGAUAUGGUUAUCAGGAGAGCUGACAUUCCUGAAAGAUACCAAGAGCUAAGAGCAGGUAUGAAAAACUAUGGGAACUUGAGCUCAGAAGACCAAGAGGCAGAGAAAAACUGGAUAAGCAGCAAAUUGUCGUUAGACAAGAACUUUGAUCCCGAGUACGACCUUACCGAGUUCAAGGAAGCUGUAGGUAAUGCCAUAAGAUUUGUGAGUAAAGAGAAUUUGGAAGUACCGUUCAUUUACGCGUAUCGUCGUAACUACAUUUCCUCCAAGGAGAAGGACGGCUUUGUUCUGAAUGAGGAUGACCUAUGGGAAAUUGUUCACAUGGACUCAGAGUUCCACAGUAUAAUCUACAAAAGAGAUUAUGUUAAGAAGUUCUAUGAGCAGCUCGGGGUCCAAGAUCCCGUUGUCGAUGAAUAUUUCAAAAACCAAGGUUCGUCAAUGACAGAAUUGACCUCUUUACAAGACAUCUACAACUACUUGGAAUUCAAAUUUGCUCGUGAAAUUAACGAAGCAUUAUUGGCUCAAAGUAGUGGCUCCACCAAGAAGCACAUGAAGAACUCAAGUUACGAGAAGUUCAAAUCCAGUCCUCUGUACAGCGCUGUGAGUCAAAUCGGUAUCACAUCGGACCAGAUCGGUGAGAACAUUCACUCAGAACACCAGAUUCACCCUGUUGUUGACCACCCGGAUCAAAAGCCUCAGGACAUAAUUGAGGACUUGCUGGCAAACUCGAGUGCCGAUUUACAAGCCUUCUCUUCAAAUCACAAGUUGGCGCUCGAAACUGUUCAGAAGUACUACUCUCUGGAAAUAGCGAACAAUCCUAAGGUUAGAGAAAAGGUUAGAGCAGACUUCUACAAGUACUACAUUGUUGAUGUCGUUUUGUCGGUCAAGGGUAAAAAAGAGAUACAAAGGGGAUCUCCUUACGAAGAUAUCAAAUAUGCAAUCAACAGAACUCCCGCUCAUUUCAGAAGGGAGCCUGAGGUGUUUUUGAGAAUGCUCGAAGCGGAAUCUCUGCAUUUGAUGUCUAUCAAAAUCCACAUGUCUUCUCAAACACAAUACUGUGAUCAUUUGUUUCAGACUGCAUUGGACACAACAAAUACUUCUGAAAUUGCAACUGAAUGGAACAACUUCCGUAAGGCCGCUUUUUUCACAGCGCUGGAAAAGAUAUUCUUGGAGAUUAGUCAAGAAAUAAAAGACGAUUUGAAAAAAGACUGCCAAAGACUGGUUUCCAAGAGCGUUCGCCAUAGGUUUAUGACUAAGCUUGACCAAGCGCCCUUUAUUCCAAAUCCUCGUGACCCAAAAAUCCCAAGAGUUUUGGCAAUAACUUGUGGCCUGGGCCACUUUGGCAAGGAUGCAAUUAUUGCUGUCUACGUUAAUAGAAAGACUGAUUACGUGAGGGAUUACAAAAUCGUGGAAAACCCUUUCGAUAGGCACAACCCAGAGAAAUUUGAGGAAACACUUGAUAACAUCAUACAAACGUGUCAGCCUAAUGCUAUUGGUAUCAAUGGGCCUAAUCCAAAAACUCAGCGCUUGCUGCGAAAAAUUCAAGAAGUUAUCCAAAAGAAGCAAAUUGUUGAUAACAGAGGACACAACAUUCCUGUGAUAUAUGUUGAAGAUGAGAUUGCUACACGUUACCAGACUUCUGAGCGUGGUAUUCAGGAGUACCCUAACAAACCUCCGCUGGUGAAGUAUUGUAUAGGCCUGGCGAGGUACAUGCACUCCCCUCUUUUGGAAUAUGUUAAUCUAACACCUGAUGAACUGAUGUCGCUGUCAAUACAUCCAAGCCAAUCUCUUCUUACCCGGGAAAAUUUCAUGAAAGCCUUGGAGACUUCUUUUGUUGAUUUGGUGAAUUUGGUUGGUGUUGAGGUGAACAAAGCGACUGAUAGCGCAUACUACGCGAGAUGCCUGCAGUAUAUUUCUGGGCUCGGGAAGCGUAAAGCGACGGACUUUUUAGAGUCUCUGCAGAGACUCAAUGAACCCCUUCUUGCCCGGCAACAGCUGAUCACGCAUAACAUCUUGCACAAGACAAUUUUCAUGAAUUCUGCCGGUUUCCUCUACAUCUCUUGGAACCAAAAGAAUCAAAGAUAUGAGGAUCUCGAGCACGACCAGCUCGAUAGCACAAGAAUCCACCCAGAGGAUUACCAUCUUGCCACGAAGGUUGCUGCAGACGCACUAGAAUACGACCCUGAUGCUAUCGCAGAGAAGGAGGACCAGGGAACUAUGAGCGAGUUCAUUGAAAUUUUGAGAGAAGACCCGGAAUGCAAGAGCAAAUUGGAGUCGCUCAACUUGGAGGCAUAUGCCGAGGAGCUCGAAAAAAACACAGGGCAAAAGAAGCUCAACAACUUGAACACUAUUGUCUUGGAGUUGUUGAACGGCUUUGAGGAAUUGCGGAAUGACUUCCAUCCUCUCCACGGCGACGAGGUCUUUACCACGCUAACUGGUGAGACAGACAAAACCUUUUUCAAGGGUUGCAUUGUUCCCGUCAAGGUCGAGCGCUUCAGGCACAGCGACAUCAUAUGUACCACAAACUCCCAAGUUGAGUGUAUCGUGAACGCACAACGCCAUGCGGGGGCACAGCUCAAACGGCCAGCUUCCGAAAUCUAUGAAAUCAGCAAGACUUACCCCGCUAAAGUCAUCUUUAUUGACUACGAGAACAUCAGCGCUGAAGUGUCGUUGCUAGACCACGACGUGAAACACCAAUACGUUCCAGUUCACUAUAGCAAGGACCCAUCGGUGUGGGACCUCAAGCAGGAGCUCGAAGACGCGGAAGAGGAAAAACAAAUUGCGAUGCGCGAAGCCCGUGCGAAGCGGACACACAGGGUUAUCAAUCACCCUUACUACUUCCCCUUCAACGGGAAGCAAGCUGAAGACUACCUGAGAAGCAAAGAGCGUGGUGACUUUUUGAUCCGGCAAUCGUCCCGGGGUGAUGACCACCUGUCGAUCACAUGGAAGCUGGACAAGGAUCUGUUCCAGCACGUCGACAUUCUGGAGCAGGAGAAGGAAAACCCAUUGGCGCUGGGUCGCGUGUUGAUUGUAGAAGGCCAAGUCUACCAUGAUCUGGACCAAAUUAUCGUGGAGUACCUGCAGAACAAGGUGAGACUCCUGAAUGAGAUCACGUCUAAUGAAAAGUUCAAGAAGGGUACGAAGAGAGAGGUCACCAAGUUCAUUGAGGACUACUCAAAGGUCAAUCCUAACAGGUCGGUUUACUACUUCAGUUUCAACUACGAGCACCCAGGCUGGUUCUACUUGAUGUUCAAGAUCAAUGCUCAAAGCAACCUUUACACCUGGAACGUCAAGCUCACCCACACGGGUUUCUUCCUGGUUAACUACAACUAUCCGACCGUGAUCCAGUUGUGCAAUGGCUUCAAAACUCUGCUGAAGACCAGCAACAGAGGCCAGAGAUCGGGCGCUGCUACCGGCAACGCCCCUGCUGCCGCAGCAGGUGCUGCUGGUGGGUACUACGGGUACUAG
Lachancea thermotolerans CBS 6340 is the source of this 4368-nucleotide messenger RNA. It is a transcript of the gene SPT6, whose product is annotated as chromatin-remodeling histone chaperone SPT6. Lineage: Eukaryota; Fungi; Ascomycota; Saccharomycetes; Saccharomycetales; Saccharomycetaceae. The transcript has a single exon. Bases 1 to 4368 code for a protein of 1455 amino acids. Gene Ontology annotation, molecular function: histone binding; DNA binding; nucleosome binding. The record is from RefSeq and is a predicted model, not a curated record. Gene Ontology annotation, biological process: transcription elongation-coupled chromatin remodeling; transcription elongation by RNA polymerase II; nucleosome organization. Gene Ontology annotation, cellular component: transcription elongation factor complex.